AUGGAGUCUAGGUUCCGGGAUACAAAUGAUGACAUCAAGGCUCUUAAGGCCCAAUUGCUAACAACCACUGGCAAUGCUCCUCCGACUGUACUUUAUAUUGAUGACCUCCCUGCAUAUAAUGCCAAAAAGGGGGAGAAAAUUAAGGAGUGGAUAAAGAAGGGGAUUGAUAAUGGGCUGUAUCUUGAUACAACAACAGGUGCAAUGCUCAGAGAUAUUCCUUUGCCAGAUGCUGAUGUUUGCAUUAAUGGCGAAUGGGUGUGGCCGGAGGCUUGGUUUACUCGGUUUCCGGGUUUGCUCGAUAUGCAGGUUCCGGAAUUAAAUGCAAAUGAUCAUGAUAGGUUGGUUUGGUGUACAAAUGGUGGUCGAAAAACUGAUUUUAGUACGUCAACGUCGUGGGAUGAUUUGAGGCAUUCGCAUAAUGAGGUUCAAUGGGCAAGUAGAGUCUGGUUUCCGCAAGCUAUACCUCACCACUCUUUUCUCUUAUGGCUGCUUGUUCUACGAAAAUUGAAAACCCAUGAUGUCAUGAGUCGAUGGAACUCGGGUAAUAUGAAUCUUAACCUGUUAUGUUGCUCGCUGUGUUCAAGGGGUCCUGACUCGCAUGAGCACUUGUUUUUUGAGUGUGAUGAAGCCAAGAACAUUUGGUAUGGGGUUCGGGGAAGAGCUGGCAUGGGCGCUAUUCAGAAUUCGUGGAAUGAUAUCUUUGAGUAUCUGUUAAGUAUAGCUAACUCAAAAAAGGCUGCAAAUGUCAUUGCGAAGCUGGUUGUUGGUGCAACAGUCUAUUUUGUUUGGGAGGAACGGAAUAGAAGACUAUUCACACCGAAAAGGAGAACAAAAGAACAACUUAUAGAGGUCGUCUUGUCUACGGUCCGAAUGAAGCCACACACUAUGAGGUUUCGGUAUUCUGUCCACACGGAGCAUGUUUUGCAGGAGUGGAGCUUACCCCGAGGGUUGCUAGUUGCGGAUGACGAUUGCGGCUGA
This is a messenger RNA of Helianthus annuus (common sunflower), 978 nucleotides long. RefSeq lists its product as uncharacterized. Bases 1 to 978 code for a protein of 325 amino acids. The transcript is spliced from 2 exons. The record is from RefSeq and is a predicted model, not a curated record. Lineage: Eukaryota; Viridiplantae; Streptophyta; Magnoliopsida; Asterales; Asteraceae.